Molecule: messenger RNA, 414 nt
Organism: Caenorhabditis auriculariae
Lineage: Eukaryota; Metazoa; Nematoda; Chromadorea; Rhabditida; Rhabditidae
Source: the annotation of a GenBank genome assembly
AUGGCGCACGUGCGGCGGCACCUGUGCGAGAGUUUCGAAGCACCUGCAAGCUUCCAUCCACAAAAUGUCCUCCUCCUUUCCAUUUCGAGACGCAAUCGGGUAAAAAGGGGAAAUUUCGACGCACCAGGACCAUCUGCAAAGGAGAGGAAACCGCAGCUGCUCAACUCGCUCGUGCCGAAGAUUCGGCACCUGCGGAAACUUGUUCUUCUUCUUCUGCGCGGAGGCAUUUUGCGGCAGAUUAGGAGGAAGAUAAGGGAACAACAAUAUGAAAUAUCGAAAAUAUCAUUGCGAAAUGGUUGCAAGUUCGCCCGACUCAAAGCGACUUGCGCGCCACCGGAAGGCAUCAGAGAAAUGGCGAAAAAUCCCCGCUACCGCGACGCUUUGAGUCAUUCCAAGUGCGGCCACGACGUUUGA